This is a messenger RNA of Colletotrichum chrysophilum, 627 nucleotides long. RefSeq lists its product as uncharacterized. The record is from RefSeq and is a predicted model, not a curated record. NCBI's taxonomy places the organism in Eukaryota, Fungi, Ascomycota, Sordariomycetes, Glomerellales, Glomerellaceae. The transcript has a single exon. The coding region runs from base 1 to 627 and encodes 208 amino acids.
AUGUCGGACCAAACGCACGCAGUUUUUAACCUUUCCCAGGGGUCUGAUGACUAUGAGUCCCAUAUAAAAGAGAUCCUGUGCUUGCAGUACAACCGUGAAGUGAGUACCCGUCUGAUCACGCACCUACGCAGGGCAAUGUUGACGGGAAAGGUCACUGAAGUUGUGCCUCUCCGCCACAAUAAUGCCAGAGUCUACAGCGUCAGCCUAACCCAAGCGCAAAACUUUCCGCCGCCAUUCAAUGAACGCUUCGGUGCCUCUCCCAUGCCCCCCUUUGCCACAAAGGUCAUCAUGCGCUUCUCCGAUCCGGCGUCGAUGUUGAACGAGGAGAUCCGCGUGCAGAACGAAGUCGCGGUAAUGUCCCUUGCAAGAGAAGUUUUGAAGCAGUAUGAUCCUUCCCUCGUACCCGAAGUCUGUGGCUGGCGCCCCUUUUCCGAAGGGGUUGGAUGGACUCUCAUCGAGUUCACACAAGGUGUUCCUCUAGGCGAUAAGUUCCCCACGCUUGACAGCGAGAAGAAGAGAGAUCUGUUGCGACAAAUCGCCCAAGUCUUGAAGAAUUUCAGAAAUACAAGCCACCUGAGUCUGCCAGAACCUUUGGUGGCCUCAACUUUGGCCCUGAUGGAAGCUUAA